Chrysemys picta bellii (western painted turtle) is the source of this 12443-nucleotide messenger RNA. The record is from RefSeq and is a predicted model, not a curated record. NCBI's taxonomy places the organism in Eukaryota, Metazoa, Chordata, Testudines, Emydidae.
UCAUUGCUGUUGCCUUCGAUCUGAGAGCUGGAGCCAAAUGGGAUCUGCUGCCACCUAGGGCUGGGAGCCCGGCUCGCUCGGGUAAAAAAUUCCACUCCCCGCCCGGACCCAGCCCUUUAGGAGGAGACAGAGCGAGACAGAGACCGCGGCCGCGGCUGCAGGAUGCAGGCUCCAUGGGACUGCUCUGGUUCCUGUCCUUCCUGCAUUCCGCCUUCUUUGGGGAUGAGGCGCUGGAGGAGCUGAAGAUGUCUGGCUCCAUAGCAUCCUAUGACCAGCUGGUGCGGCAGGUGGAGGCGCUGAAGAAGGAGAACACCCAUCUGCGCAGGGAGCUGGAGGACAACUCCAGCCACCUCUCCAAGCUAGAGAAUGAGACCUCGGACAUGAAGGAAGUCCUGAAGCACCUUCAGGGCAAACUGGAGCAAGAGGCCCGAGUCAUGGUGUCCUCCGGACAGACAGAGGUUCUGGACCAGCUGAAAGCUCUGCAGAUGGACAUCACCAGCCUCUACAACCUGAAGUUCCAGCCUCCCGCCCUGGUGCCCGAGCUUGCCUGCCCCGAGGGCAGCCCCGUGCACUCAGCCGCUCCCCAGAAGAAGGACAGCAUGGGGGAGCUGAGUCGAGCCACCAUCAGGCUGCUGGAGGAGCUGGACAGAGAGAGGUGUUUCCUGCUGAGCGAGAUUGAGAAGGAGGAGAAGGAGAAGCUCUGGUACUACACGCAGCUGCAGAGCCUCUCCACGCGCCUGGACGAGCUACCUCAUGUGGAUUAUGAGAUGCACAAAAUGGCCAGCGAUCCUCUGAACCUGGCGCUGAGGAGAUACGCGGGCAUGGCGCUGACCAACCUCACCUUUGGGGAUGUGGUGAACAAGGCGACUCUGUCCUCCCGCCGGGGCUGCAUGCAGGCCAUUGUGGCCCAGCUGGCCUCCGAGAGCGAGGAGCUGCACCAGGUGGUCUCCAGCAUCCUGCGGAACCUCUCCUGGAGGGCAGACAUCAACAGCAAGAAGACCCUGCGCGAGGUGGGCAGCGUGACCGGCCUGAUGCAGUGCGCCCUGCGCGCCACCAAGGAAUCCACCCUGAAGAGUGUCCUCAGCGCCCUGUGGAACCUGUCCGCUCACAGCACCGAGAACAAAGCCGCCAUCUGCCUGGUGCAGGGCGCCCUGGGCUUCCUGGUGAGCACCCUCACCUACAAGUGCCAGAGCAACUCGCUGGCCAUCAUUGAGAGCGGAGGCGGCAUCCUGAGGAACGUGUCCAGCCUGAUCGCCACCCGGGAGGAUUACAGGCAAGUGCUCCGGGACCACAACUGCCUGCAGACCCUGCUGCAGCACCUCAAAUCCCACAGCCUCACCAUCGUCAGCAACGCCUGCGGGACCCUCUGGAACCUCUCCGCCCGGAGCCCCAAAGACCAGGAGCUGCUGUGGGACCUGGGGGCCGUCAGCAUGCUGCGCAACCUCAUCCACUCCAAGCACAAGAUGAUCGCCAUGGGCAGCGCCGCCGCCCUCCGGAACCUGCUCACCAACCGACCCCUCAAGUACAAGGACACCGCCGUCAUCUCCCCGGGCUCCUGCAUGCCCUCGCUCUACGUGAGGAAGCAGAAGGCGCUGGAGGCCGAGCUGGAUGCGAAGCACCUGGCGGAGGCCUUCGACACCAUGGAGAAGCAGAGCCUCAAGAAGCCCCUGAGGCACAUGGACAGCCUGGCGAAGGACUACGCCUCCGACUCCGGCUGCUUCGACGACGACGAGGUGCCCAACGUCUCGGCGGGGGCGGAGACCGGGAAUGCCUCCAUCCUCUCCAUGUUCCUCAACUCCUCCUUCCUCCAGGGCCAGGCCUUGCCCAGGGCCAUCGCCCAGCGGAGGGGCCCGGAGCCCGAGAAGGACGAGAGCAGCAAGCCGGCCGAGCCCAAGAAGCUGCCGUUGCCCGAGGAUGAGGUGUCGCUGGCGGCCGAGAAGCUGGCCAACAAGAUCUCCACCACGGUGGCCAAGAUCGACAAGCUGGUGGAGGACAUCUCCACCCUCCACACCUCCUCGGACGACAGCUUCAGCCUGAGCUCGGAGGACCACUGCCUUGACUGGCAGUACGGCUCUGAUGAGGUCCACGAGGCCCGGGCCCAGUCCUGCUCCCCGUGCCGCCUCUCGGAUGCCAGCAGCUUCGUGAAGCGGGAGAACCUGAGCCGGGCCCACACCCUGCUGAGGCUGAAGAAGGCUUACACCAGCUUGUCCAACGACAGCCUGAACAGCGGCAGCACCAGUGACGGCUAUUGCACCAAGGAUCACAUGAAGCCCUGCACCAGGGCCUCCUUCCUAGAUUACAAGGAGGAGCUGCAGAGAUACCAGAAGCGGCCCAGCAGGCUGGAUCUGAAGAACAUCCUCGUCCACAGGCCUGAGAGGAUGGAGCAGCCGGGGGUCAAGGUCAAAGAGUCUGGCGAGCCGGAGAAACUGGAUCCGAGAGACAUGCAUGACAGGGCUAAGAAAGCGGUGACGUUCCCCAGCCCCAACGCCCCUGAGAAGGAGCCUGAGUGGAAGAAGGAGCCGGGUAAUGAGCUUUCUCCCGACCCUCAGGUCCACACCAUCAAACUCUCCCCUUCUUACCAGCAUGUCCCCCUGCUGGAGAACCUGGCCAAGAGCAGCCCGGCCCCUGGCGCCGUGGGGCUCUCGAGUGCUAGUUACCACCCAAUUCUCCCAGGCCGGAAGCAAGCCUGGCUCCCCACGGGGCUUCUCCAGACGGCCGAGAACUUGAGCAAAAUCCCAGAGAAGCUGACUGCCCACACGCCAGCCCCGGUGGAGCAGGAGUCAGUCCAGAAGUACGCGGUGGAGGACACCCCCAUUUGUUUCUCCCGGUGCAGCUCCCUCUCUUCUCUCUCCUCCGCUGACAACGUGCUGGACGGGCAGAGUCACAGCGAGAACGAGGCGGACAGCGACUCCUCCCUGGAGAUCAUCGAGGUGGAGGAGGGCGCCGAGGCCGAAGGUGACGUGGAGCAAGCCGAGGCCUGCGAUGGGAGACAGGAGAAGAUGAAGGCGGCGGAUCUGGGCCCAGCCACGCCAGGAGGGAUCUCCCAACCCAUCGCCAUCCCCUUGCAGAAGCGCGACAAGAUCUUCCUGAGGGAAUCGUCCCCAUCCCGGCACGAGGACCUGACCCCGUCCAGCUCCUCGGAGAACUACAUUCAGGAGACUCCUCUGGUGAUGAGUCGGUGUAGCUCGGUCAGCUCCCUGGGCAGCUUUGAAAGCCCAUCCAUUGCCAGCUCCAUCCAGAGCGACCCCUGUAGUGAGAUGAUCAGUGGCACCAUCAGCCCGAGUGAGCUGCCGGACAGCCCCGGUCAGACCAUGCCCCCAAGCCGCAGCAAGACGCCCCUGUUCGAACUGGGAUCCCAGCCGGAGAAGGAGACCAGCCAGUUCAACAUCCAGUGGGAAAACAACGUCAAGAAGUUCAUGGAGAUCACGGAUUUCAAGGAGCGUUUCCAGCUGCCCCAAGACCUGGACUCCAUGAUCUACUUCACGGUGGAGAAACCCAACGAGAACUUCUCCUGCGCCUCCAGCCUAAGUGCCCUGCCCCUUCACGAGCACUACAUCCAGAAGGACGUGGAGUUGAAGCUUAUGCCGCCUUUCCCCGAGAGGAACAGCCUGAAUUUCGUGGCACACGAGAAGCAGGAGGACAGGCGGGAAGAGAGAUUCGGGGAGGGCAAGAGGAAGCUGGAGCAUCCAGAGCUCAACUCAGACGAUGAUAUCGAGAUCCUGAAGGAAUGCAUCAACUCGGCCAUGCCUUCACGCUUCAGGAAGGUCAAGACCUCCCUUGUCUCCAGCUUGCCCAGCCAGGUCUUGAAUCCUCAGACCAAAAAGGCUCUGCACAUGCCGGUCUACAUGCUGGUGCCCACCCAUUCGCACCGGGGCGUCCCCAAACACCUGCGACCUGCCGCCCGGGACCUCUUCAAGGAUGACGACUCCUUCACCGACUCCGCAGAAGGCACUCCCAUCAACUUCUCCAGCGCCGCUUCCCUGAGCGACGAGACCCUCCAGUACCCGCUGAAGGAGGAGGUUGACCACAAGCGCGGCCCCGGGAAGAGGCUGGAGAGGAAGGAAGUGGCGGGGCCACCGGUGGGGCGCAAUAUGGAAGCACACCGUGAGCAAGGGAGCUUGAGUCCCGCGCCAGGCAGGAAAGCAGCUUCCAACUCCUCGACGCCCACCAAGAUGAGUACGGCCUACCAGCAGAAGGGCGGGUCGAGACAUGGCAGCCCUGUCCAGACAGGCAGGGGCCAAGCAGCUGAGGUGAAGAGAGGGCUACCUCCCCUGAAGAAUGGACCCAACCUGGAGCUGGACUUUGGCAGGGUGGGGGUCCACCCGGAGGGUGUCCCCCUCAGGAAGGGUGCUCCCUGUGAGGACAGUGCUCCUGGGGGUAUGGCCUUUCAGUCCCUGUGCCACACCACGCCGACCGAGGAGGCCGUCUACUGCUUCUAUGAGAACGACUCCGACGACCUGCUGGAGGUGCGGAGAGACUCGCCUAAGAGGAAGGCCAGCCCUGCCCAGGCUCAGAAGAAGGAACGCUGGAGCGGCACCGCCCCUAAGAAGGAGCCGGAGCAAAGCUCCAGGCAGCUGCUGCAGGCCAAAACCAAGAUGGCCGCCAAACUCCACAACAACCUCAUCGUGGACGAGACGCCGCCCUGCUAUUCCCUCAGCUCCUCCAUGAGCUCCCUGAGUGACAUCGACCUCUGUGACCACGAGGAGCGGACAACCCUGUACAAGGCCAACAGGCAGCUGACCCUUAGCCGGAUGCAAGAGAGCGCAGCCUCUAGGGCCUUAGCCAGAGAGAGGGACAGCUCCCCCAGCUCCCUGAGCUUCACCUCGGACGACGACCUGCUGCAGAAGUGCAUCGGCUCCGCCUUGCCCAGGAGGAGGCGGCACUCCGCUCGGCGCAGGAACGCCGAGCACAAGCAGAAGCUAAAAGGUGCCAACCCCAAGAGCGCCGCUGGCAAGGAACGGAAGCCGGAGCCAAGGCACAACCCAGCGGACGAGAUGGUGUCGGACAAAGGCUCGGACCUGGACAGCGUCGAGUGGAAGGCCAUCCAAGAAGGCGCCAACUCCAUCGUCACGUGGCUGCAUCAGGCCGCAGCAUCCCUCUCCAGGGAGCCUUCCUCGGAGUCUGACUCCAUCCUCUCCUUCGUGUCAGGGCUGUCUGUCGGCCCCACCCUGCAGCUGUCCCUGGACAGGAAAGAUAAGAAGCGGGCUAGGAGUGGGGUAGGCCGUGAGGUGGAGAAGAGAGACCAUGCGAUGGUCUUUCAGGAGAGCAAGAAAGUGAUGGACGCCGGGGGCAGAAAUGCCAGGGCGGAGAAAAAUGUAAGCCGGCAGAAGCCAAUGUCGAACUUGCCAGUGGUCUUCCGAGGCAGGACAGUGAUCUACGUGCCCAGCGCAGUGAAGGACUCCCCGAGCCCCAGGUCCACCCCACAGAAAACAGCCACAACUAAGCCCGAAGCCACCAUCCAAAACCUCACCCUGAGUCAGCAGAGGUCACGAAGUCUUCACAGGCUGGGGAAGGCCUCGGAGAUGGCCGACCUCACCUUGCCCAAGAGGAGCGCCACCCCUCCUGCCAGGAUCACCAAGCCCCCCUCCUCGGGCUCCUCUAGGACCUCCACCCCCUCCCAGCCCACCCAGAAGAAGUUAACAUCGCCCUCCCAGCUCAACAAGCAGCUGCCGUCUCAAGGGGUGAAGGUGGGCAGGAGCUCCCCAACAGGCUCUGCCCCCAAAGCGCCCCCCCAGAAAUCCCCAGCCACCAAGCAGCACAAGACCCAGAAAUCCCCCGUACGCAUCCCCUUCAUGCAGAAGCCAAACAAGAAGAUGCUGCCAGCCAGGAGCUCCAUGCCGGUGCUGGAAGAGCACGUGGGCAGCCCUAAGUUGAAAGGCCAUGGGAAGGGCAUCCUACCGACUGCCCGGCUCAAUUUGGUGCGGAUGUCCUCGGCCAGGUCCAGCGGCAGCGAGUCGGACCGGUCCGGCUUCCUGAGGCAGCUCACCUUCAUCAAGGAGUCCUCUAGCCUCAUCAUGAGGCACCGCUCUGAGCUCUCCUCCUGCGAGUCCAUGUCCUCACUGUCUCAGAGCGCUUCCCCCAAGAGGAGCAGGCCAGGCCUCCCAGCUGUGUUCCUGUGUUCCUCCAGGUGCGAAGAACUCAAGGUGACCAAGCCGGUGGUGACCAGCCAGAGGCCAGUCAUCUCAAGGACCCCGGCCAACAACAAAACUUCUCCCAGCGAGAGGCCUCCUCGGAGGACCAGCUCUGAGAGCCCUUCCCGGCUGCCUGUGAAGACCAACACCCCCUCGCCCGAGCCCUUCAAGAGGUAUUCCUCCUCCCCCAACAUCAGCAUCAUCAAGAGGACCAGCAGCCCCUCCUCCGUCCUGUCCUCUUGCUCCGAGUCGUCAGCCAGGAGAAGGAAGAGCCAAGAGGCCUCCAAGCUGACCCCGAAUCCUGCAGUGGGGAACCCGGGGCAGCAGGACAAGCAGCAGAUGGCGAUGAUGAAGGGUACUUGGAGAAGGAUCCGAGAUGAAGACAUCCCACACAUCCUCAAAAGCACCCUGCCUUCCUCAGCCCUGCCUCUGGUCAGCACCCUGGAGGAGGAGACCCCCAAAGCUCAGAUCCCCAUCCAGAGGAAAACCAGUGAUGCUGUGGUGCAAACUGAGGACUACCCCACCACCAAGACCAACUCCAGCACCUCUCCAACGCUGGAGACCCGAGAGAUGCCCAAGAGCGAGACAGAGUGCCUGACUUCGAUCAAGGGCACUGUGCCCAUCUCCUUCGGCCACGAAGGGCCGACUGGCUCUGUUGGGAGCUUCCCCUCCAGCAGGCACAGCUCUCCCAGUAGAUCCGCCCGGGUGACUCCCUUCAACUACGUUCCCAGCCCCAUGGUAGCACCAAUGAUCAACAACAAAUCGCUUGAAAAAAUGCCAGCUUAAGCCGCUAUUGCAAAUGCAAAGAACACCUCAACUUUGGUGAUAGUGUAUUAAGAAACGAACAAAGCCCCGGGCACUCUCCCUACUGCACCGCCCUAAGGACAAAACUCUUGUUCAUAAAGAGACAGAAGCAGCAGCGUUUUUGUUUUCUCGAGCUUAACAAACCAAGGAGGAACUUUUGCGUUGAUGUAACUGUUGGCCAGGAGGGUUGUGACAAUUUUGAUUGAGACACACAUGAAACACCUGGAGAAAAGCAAGUAUUUAUUCCUUUACUCUCUCCGCCCUUUCUUUUUUGUUUAAUGGAGCUUUGGACGUUUUACCGUCGGGCACUGGGAAAGAACCAGGUAACUGCCCACCCCUAUCCCCCGACAUCUGUGUUCUGCUGAUGGCUGUGCCAGUGUCUUCUCUGCGAUGUCUGAUCACCAUACACUCUAGUUUAAGGAGAGGGAUUUUUAUCCGUGGAGUCUAGAUGGCCACAGGUGUCCUGCAUGAAGGGAUGGACUUUUGCAGUGAAGCCUAUGGGAUGUCUUGAUGGCCUCACAGUUCACCGUUGUUGAAGAACUUUGAAGCAGCAAUCAGCCAACUUCCCCCCUAGACAGUCCAAUGCCAGGAGGGGCUGUAGGCCCAUUUUCUCCACGCUUUCAUUGAAGCACACUUGGGAUUUUCGAUCUGAGGACAACCAACAGCGGUCGUUGAUUCACUGGGGUCUCUCUAAGUUUUCUCAGGAGGUCGAGAUUUCAAAGGGAACUGGGAUUGCUGCUCUUUCUAGUUAAAAAAACAAACAAACCCAACCACCAAGAAUGCUUCAAGCAAAAGCCUUAAUCUUAGGUCUCAGCUGCAUGCUUUGUCUCACAUGUCGGCACUAAUAUCUAUGUAUCCAAAUAAUCUCAGCUAAUUUAUAGAAACACCUUCAGAAACCCACCCAUGGACCAAAAGCAGAGCGGGAGAGGGGUGGGGUGAGGGGAUCUGGGGAGGAUUCCACAAUGGGGAACAGAAGAAGGGCAGAACCUCCCCGUUACGGAACCAGCCAUUUGCGCAGCACGAGGCCUGUAAUUAUGGUGACUGGUUAAUCUGCUAAUGACUAACUUGCUGGGAUUGUGUUUGCGUUGGGUGUCACCCAGUGUCUGGGGGGAGCAGAACAGCACCUUAUUAUCGCCAAGGGAGGAGGGUUGUUAUGGAAACACUUCUCACGGCACAUGGGGGAACGCCAAGGAGCUGGGGUGAGGAAAGGCCAUUUUUGUUUUUUCAGCGGGUGAGGGGACGGGUCUGGGCGGCAGAGGCUGCUUUAUGCCGUUCAUCCUCUUUAUAAACUCAGCCCCACUAUGCAGGCUUUGCGCUAAAGGUGGGGCCAGAGGCGAUGUCUAAUGAGCUUCAGGGCCUCCCUUUGGUAGUUAGUCCAGUUUGCUCUCCAACACCUCCCAGACAAGGGAUGGGAGUCGCAGGCUCGGUGGGAUGUGAGGAAAGGAGCGAGGUCCGUACCAGUGCCCCUUGAUCUUGGCCUCUGAGGCAGAGUUGCUCAUUGGGUGCCUAAUUCCAUAGGCAUGGAGUGGAAAUCUCUCCUUAAAAAUAUGGUCCUGAUUCUCGUGGUUUAACACCAGCAUCGCACCAUUGAGGUCAGUGGCAGGGGAAUGACUUCCUGAUUUGCAAACGGGAAACAGGAGGCAGAGAGAAAGAGGCACGUCUCUCUCUCUCCAUCCUCCCUCCUGCUCCCAAAGAUACUGUGCUUUAUAGGUACUCUGGGACUUGGGACUCCUUGUUUGUUUCAGGGCCUUGCCUGAUCAGAAGCAGAGGGGGUUGCCUACCACAUGUUUGGGCUUUGUUGUUACAGGUUUUGUCCAGCAUGGUCAGAUUUGGCUUUGAUUAAUCUUGCAAAGCUCGGAGGGGAACUGCCGACGUGGCUUCCUAGGCUCAGGAGGGCCAGUUGUAGGGGCGGGGGGCGAAGUGGUAUUUUAAAAGAUGCGUUCUGAGGGUGUCCGUUUGGCCAGUGCCCGCUCUCUGUCAAGUGUUCUGAAUUAAUCAGAAUGCCAGAUUUUGUAUUUAAAUCUGCUGAAUGAGAAUUGUAGGGUAGGUUCCAAAGGAAUAGACGUUUGCAGGCCGCCCAGCUCCCUUCGCAGCAGCGAUGACAACGUGCAGGGGCUUUAUGACAGAGGCAGGUGUUCUUACCAGGUCAUGGCUCGAUUCCCAGGUGGGCUAUUCCAGUCCACCUCCCUAGAACUUAUCCAAGCGUUCUUGAUUUCAAGGGCAUACUUGAUUUCCACAGCUGGCAGCGUUGCUGUGUGCUGUUGAAAGGAGCCACCACGUUCAGCCCCAGAGGUGGCUUUAUUUCAGUGGCAGAUGAAGAUACUUGCAUAUAAAGGUGCUGUUGUAUGGGGCAAAAUGCUGGUCUCAUUGAAGCCUAUGUAAGUUUUGUCACUGACUUCCCAGGGGCCCCUAUUCAGUCUGUGCUGUGCAAAAUGCUUUGGGACCCUUUUGAAUGAAAGAUAAAGAUGGCUAUUUAAUAUCUGUAAUACAGUAGCAUCCCCAGUGCUUCCCCCCUCCCCAAUGGGCCGGGUGCCCUAAGACACGCUGUAGAAACAGGAGAUGAUGGGCAGGAAGGGGACAGUGGGUUAGGAGAGUGCAGGGCGGAACAAGGACAGAGCAGAGCUGUUGCAGCCUUAGGUGGAAAGGGUGGCAGAGUGGCUGUAGGCUUAGGACUGUGGACGGCUGGCAUCAAGGACUUGUUCUGUCACAGACUCCCUGGGUGACCGUGGCCCUCCUUGUGCCUCACUUCCCCAUCUGUAAAAUAAGGACAUAGCCCUGCCUCCCAGGGAGGUUAUGAGGAUUAAACGUGGUAAGUUGCCCAGGUGAUAUGGUAAUGGGGGGGGGGGGUCAUAUACGUACCAGCUCCAAUGGAGAGUGAGAGUCAUACAAGGUACUCACUGAAAAUACUAAACACUGCGGGGGGGGGGGGGGGCGAUUUUCAAAAGUAUCUCAGUGGCUUAGGAGCACAAGGGCUUCUCUAAACCUGGAGCAACUCAGGAACAGCUAUUCAGGAAGACUUCCAUGUGUGGACGCUCUUAUUCACUUUGGAAGUGGGGCAAGUUCAACAGCGCCACCACAUUUGUAGUCUGGACUGAGCGGCUGGCAUUCACAAAGGGGACAUGUGCAUCUAACGGCCCCACUUUGGAGCUGCAUGAAAGGCCCUUGGCCCCGACAUUUUAAGUCCUCAAGGUGCCAACAUUUCCAGUUUUUCAACAGAAACCCCCUCCCCCAACAAAAUUCCAGUUUUCGAUUCAAAACCUCUCAAAACAGAAACACGUGACUGAACAUGGACAACGUGUCACCCAUAAGGGCUGCAAAAUAUUGUUUCUUUUGAUUUUUUUCAUGGAAAAACCCUUCCCCAGCCACUCUACUAAGCCCCUGACGUUGCUUUCAGGAGCUAGGCAGAGCCUUGUAGGCCGUUCAAAAUAUAGACGUGUCAUAUUUUUGAGUGACGCUAGGCUUGGCGAAAGGACAGCCCUGCAGCUGAAAGGCUCCGGUCGAGCACAGAGCAGGGCAGUGGUUGGGCAUCGCCCUUGUGCCUGGGGUGGACUGGCAGCCUGGCAGAUAGGCCCCCCCCCAUCAGUGCCACGGAUGUUUUUUAUGGGGUGGAGAUGGGUCCACUAAGAACUGGACUAAAUCCACCCCCCAUCAGUGCCACAGAUGGUUUUUAUGGGGUGGAGAUGGGUCCACUAAGAACUGGACUAAAUCCACCAAGGCACAGCCUUCCCCUCCCCCCCCAACAGCCAUUGGAUGGGCUAUGUGAGACCAGGAGGGUUCAGGAGGGCCAGCCUGUACCCCUUCCCCCCCAGCAGCUGCUAAAUACAUCCUGCAGCAGGACGUUCCCUUACAUGUUUUUUUCCUCCUUUCGCUGGGCGUUUUGAAGCAAUGCUGAAAGCGGAGGCCUGGCCUGUGUCUGAGGCCUGGUGCUGUGCUCUUUAUGUUGUCCGCACUCAGUGUGUGAGCAGGGGAAGUGUAGGGGUGGGGGGUCCUGGCCCCCUCUAGCCAGCUCCCCAGCGUGAGUCCAGCCUGCUAGCCUUGUCAGCCAGGCCCUGCUCUGCAAAGCUACACAGCGAAAACCACCUCGGGUUUGGGGUUGGCUGGCUUGGGCCUGCUGUGGUGAUUUCCACCCAUGCACCCUGGGUGUGAAAUGCCACAAAGUUGGAACCGCAGCAGUUUCCCCCUUGGCUUUGCAUGGUUUUGAGUGACGCCCCAGGUGCCAAAAAGAGCAAAGUGGGGCCUGCUUCUUGCCCCGAACAAGGCCACUUGCUUUGCCCCCUGCCUGCCUCACUAGCGGUAGACGAGCUAACGCUCCCGCUUCCCUCUCCCUGGGGAGCGGUGGGUUAAUUCGCUUUGGAAGGGGCUUGAGUCACAUGCGUUGCAACUCUUAUUACAAAAAUGAAGCGGGGGGCAAAAUGGGGCUGCUGGGGCACCUUACCGUUGUGGGGCCUGGCAUGCAGCUGACAGGGGCAGCCCCUCAGGCCCGUCCUUGGCACAGGCUGGACAGGCCCCUAGUGGUUGCAGCUAGGAGGGUUUCUGGUUGUAGCAGUGAGGCACCGUGUUGCAAUCCACCCUAGGGUCCAAUUGCUGCACGGGCUAGAGGCAGGACUUUAGCUCCAGAGGGGGCUUGUGCUCCUUGAUCUCAAGGGAAGGGGGCUGGGGCAGGUGGGGUUUCCAGCCUCAGCACCCGUGUCGUGGCUUGAACUUUCCUACCCUCCAGCUGCCUGUCUCGCCCCUUCCAAACAUGGGCUGGUCCAAGGUCUCAAACAGCAGCUGCUGGACCCAACGUGCCCACACCAACCCCAGCUGUGGCACUCAACAGCCUUGAUCCCCUUGCAGAGAUGCUGGCUCCCCUGCAGGGAUGGCAGCUGCAUGGCCCCUGCAUCACUCCCCAAAGGGUUGUGCUGUAACAUGGGGGCAACCCCCCCUUUCCAUCCUGCUGUGUGGGGCCCCCAGCACCUCGCUCUCUGGGACAUCACCACUCACACAACCUUGGCGGGGAAGGCCUUCGUUGUGGCAAACUCAGAGCUGCGGGAGUCAGCUCCAGGCGUAGGUUCAGCCUUGGUAGGGUGGCAAAUUCCCAGCCAGCCCCGGGGCUGCAGCCAUGGGGUUAAACAAGCAAAGGUCUCAUCUCUCCUCCCCCAGGGAAAGAAAGAGCCUGAACCCUCCCUCCCUCAGGAGCCACACACACCAUCCAGUCCGAAUGCUGUAAUUAAUUCAGGGUACAACACACCUGUAGUAACAGGGGACACCUGCAUUACCUCACCAUUUUUGCAGUAACCAUUUGUUUAACUUUAAAACACAACUUCCCCCCGAGCUGUGCUUUCUGUUAACCUAGCAUCCCCUAACUGUUAUCCCCGGCUUCCAUCCUCUUCUGUCGAGCAAUGCGCUGGGUGUUGAGCCGUCCUGUUCUUUGCUACUGGUUUCUUCCCUCACCUGCUGUCUGUAUGUACUAAGGAUGUUAUUUUACUGGGGCACUGGACAGUAUUAAAAUUAAAGCUAUGUAAAUAG